This is a messenger RNA of Suillus paluster, 510 nucleotides long. RefSeq lists its product as uncharacterized. The transcript is spliced from 5 exons. NCBI's taxonomy places the organism in Eukaryota, Fungi, Basidiomycota, Agaricomycetes, Boletales, Suillaceae. The record is from RefSeq and is a predicted model, not a curated record. The coding region runs from base 1 to 510 and encodes 169 amino acids.
AUGAGUGUCAAUAACAUUGACAUCAACAUGCAACAUCCCGAGUUUCAGCCAGAAGAUGUACAAACAUCUCAUGACGCGGAUUUAUUUGGUGACGAUGAAGACAACGAUAAGGGUGCUGGUGACUUUGUGGAUGCUCUCAGUCAGCCUCCCACCAGUGUGCCACAACUUGACAAGAGGGCCAGAGAUGAAGUGAUAUCUGGGAAGCGUCGCUUUCGUGAAGUCGACUAUUCACAGAUACUUCGCCAGACUGUGUAUGAACAACAAGAACAUAUUAACAAUAUUAUACAGGAAACUGAAGUGCUCAAGACCACAUUGAGGAGCAAUGACGUAUUGCAGAAGAAGAGUCAAUGGGAAGCAGCUCUGAGAGAGCGAGAGCGGGAAAAGCAAGAAAUUCACACAUGGCAAGAGCAGCAGCAAGCACUGCUGAGGAAGAACGUUGCUGAAGAACUAGCAUGGCACGAAGCAAAAAUAAGUGCAAGAAAAGACCAAGAGGUGAGAAAGAACGACUGA